AUGUUCCGAAUAUCUGUUUUCUGCAUUUGGAUUUUAUUACGAUUCGGGAGUCCGAUAGAUUAUAAAGUGUCAGUUUUAAUUGUGGCUGAGCCAAAUCAAGACACAUUUGAAGAGUUGAAAGUUUCUGUUACGGUGGGUAAAUACCUAAAAAAUGGAAAAAUGAUCAAAAAGCGGACUCAGAAUGCAUUUGUGGAAGUGUUUGGAAAAACUUCAUAUCAUUUGGGAAAUCAUACAAUUACAGCGGCAUUUGUAGAUGCAAAAAGUGGAGAAAACCGACUGGAGCUAACACAAGAUAUCGUGUGUAGUCAGAUGUUGAAUUCCUCAUUGGCUUCAGUGAUAUUCUCUCCGUCACUGACAUCUUCAGCACGAUAUAUUGAUUUAGUCACAUCUUCUGCUUACACUCUUUCAUUUUAUAAACUUCCAGUAAUAGGAGUAAUGGUUAGAGAUGCCGAGUUUAGUAAGAAGAACAUCUAUCCGACGUUCGUCCGUCCGACAGCUCCACUUUCUGAUGAAGCGUUCGUGUUUCUGCACAUGUUGUUGAGACUGCAGUAUCGUCAAGUAGUUGUUGUAAUUGUGAAACGAGAUAUUAAUGCGGAUCAGUUUGUUGCUGAAUUUGAAAGAAGAAGAGUUGAAUUCAAAAUUAUUAUUGCAUCUGAAACUAUUUUUCAGGUUCAACGAUACAUUGAGGUAGAACUUAAUGAGAACCUGAAUGACACUUUGGCUGAAAGUUUUGAAGAAGUCACUUCAAAUAUCAUUUUGCUAUUUGCAAAAAAAGACGACGCCGUGCGAAUAUUUGCAAACGGAGGUGAUCUAACUGGAAAAGGGAAAGUUUGGAUAGUAAGUGAAAGUGCUGGCGAAGCCCAUAAUGUUCCGAAUGGAUCUCUCGGAUGUCGUCUUGGACAAACUGCUCUUUCCGUCUUGAGAGAUUCGUUUUCAAUUUUGAAAUCUGCAAUGGAAACUAUAUUUCGAGAAUCUAACAUCGACAUUUUUCCCCCAGUUGAAUGUGAUAGAGACAGUGUGGACGCUGAAUGGAAUUCCAUCCAAGCUCCAGCACUUCUGAAUGAAAUCUGUGGAACAUCGACUAGUCGAGUACAUUUCAACGAUAGAUGUGAGAGAAUUGGAGUGGAAUACGAUAUUAUCAAUUUUCAUAUGGAGAGGAGACAAGUUGGAAAUAUGAUCGGUGAUCUGCUCCGUUUGGAUGAGGAAUCAAUUGAAUGGGCUGGAGGAGCAAAACCUCUCGAAAUUUCUCUCCCUAAACAUCUUCGAGUGGUUACUGUAGCUGAUCCUCCGUUUGUUUAUACAACUCCCGUAGGAUCACCAUCUCAAUGUGCAGAACUUGGGAGUACUGUAGUUGAAUGGUCGAAAUUUGACAAAAUUGUUGUGCCUGGUCCUUGGUAUUCGUGUCCGAUGACUUCUGCGAAUACCACUGAAUAUUUUUGCUGUGCUGGAUUAGCGAUAGAUCUUCUUUCGAAUUUAUCAUUACCUGAGGUACACAAUCUCAACAUUUUUAGAAAAAGAAAUUCUAAAAUUCAGGCGAAUAAUUCAAUUGACACAAGUUUCACAUUCUCUUUGCACCUUAAUGAGUCGUAUGGAGUCAUUCAGGCGGCUGAAACGACAGGAAUAACAAUUGGUGGAGUUAUUGGAGAACUUGAUGGAGACACAGCUGAUAUGGCGAUUGGUGGAAUAACCAUAAACCCGGAAAGAGAGAGAAUUGUAGAUUUUUCCGAGCCAUGGCUGUAUCAUGGAAUCAGAAUCCUAGAGAAAAAUAUUCCUCGUGAUUCUCCAAUGCAAUCAUUCCUCCAGCCACUUCAAUCUUCUCUAUGGACAGCUCUUUUUAUAUCCGUAAUACUUGUUGGUCUAGCUAUUUUCUUCUUGGAUUUCAAAUCACCAUUCGAAAGAUUUUACCAAGCUGACAGAGAAAUGGAUCAAGAUUUGAAGAAAGAAUUCGAGCUUUGGGUUGGGAAUGAUGUGGAUGAAAAUGUCAACUUUGGAGAGGCAAUGUGGUUUGUUUGGGGAGUUCUUCUGAAUUCUGGAGUAUCUGAAAAAACGCCAAGAAGUUGUUCUGCUCGAGUUCUAGGAAUCGUUUGGUGUGGAUUUUGUAUGAUUAUGGUUGCAUCGUAUACUGCGAACUUGGCAGCGUUUCUGGUGUUGGAUCAACCCGAAAAAGGAUUGACGGGAGUCACAGAUCCAAGACUUCGUAACCCAUCUGCCAACUUUUCGUUUGGUACUGUUCUCAAUUCGAAUGUGUACCAGUAUUUCAAACGACAUGUCGAACUUUCCUCAAUGUUCAGAAAAAUGGAACCACACAAUGUGCAUAGAGCUUCGGAGGCAGUUCAUUCACUUUUGAAUGGAUCUCUAGAUGCAUUCAUUUGGGAUUCGACUCGCUUGGAAUUCGAAGCCGCCCGUCAUUGUGAGCUUAGAACACGUGGAAGUUUGUUUGGAAGAAGUGCAUACGGAAUUGGAUUACAGAAAAAUAGCCCAUGGACACCUCAUAUUACGUCUGCAAUUCUAAGAAUGUCUGAAAGUGGAGUAAUGGAAAAUUUGGACCAAAAAUGGAUCGAUCGAGGAGGACCGAACUGUGUCGUAGAAACUCAUAAGUCUCCAGCAAGACUUGGACUUGUUAAUAUGAAGGAUAUAUUCAUUUUGGUUUCAUCUGGAGUGGCUCUUGGAAUAUUUUUCAGUUUUGUGGAGGUUUCGUACGGAAGGUGGCUAGCUAACAAAGGACGACGUCGAAUAAUUGUUCACCGUUACUUCCACAAAUGGCAUGAGCUAACAUUUGGAAAAAAAAGAAGGACAUAUCGAUUGAAAUAUAAUUUGGAUCGAUUGAUAAUAAGGAGAGGAUUUUCUGGAUUAGAAAGAGGCACAUUCCAAGAAAUGAGGGAAAGACGACAGAUCAGAGGACUACCGACAUCAAGAAUUGAUCAAUAUUGUUUUUGGCCUGAUUUGGAUUUCAGGGAUAAACCAGUGGUUCUAUUCUGUUCUCGAUGCAGAAAUAUCGUCGAGUCAGAUGUCCAUCGCGAGACGGGUCUUUUCGCAUUCCUUUCCUGUUUUCUCUUCGCAAUCAUUUUCCUUUGGCCCUGUUCCCCACUUCCCUGCUUUUUAAGUUCUUUCAGUGAUUUUGUUCAUAUUUGUCCACUCUGUUCUCAUACGAUGGGAAGGUUUCGACGAGCUAGAUCAACUAGAUUUUAUGUCUAA
Messenger RNA from Caenorhabditis briggsae, 3195 nucleotides. RefSeq names its product Protein CBR-NMR-1 (gene Cbr-nmr-1). The transcript has 16 exons. The record is from RefSeq and is a predicted model, not a curated record. Gene Ontology annotation, biological process: ionotropic glutamate receptor signaling pathway; chemical synaptic transmission; monoatomic ion transport. Bases 1 to 3195 code for a protein of 1064 amino acids. Gene Ontology annotation, molecular function: NMDA glutamate receptor activity. Gene Ontology annotation, cellular component: plasma membrane; synapse; neuron projection. Lineage: Eukaryota; Metazoa; Nematoda; Chromadorea; Rhabditida; Rhabditidae.